This is a messenger RNA of Salarias fasciatus (jewelled blenny), 4857 nucleotides long. RefSeq names its product arginine-glutamic acid dipeptide (RE) repeats b (gene rereb). Gene Ontology annotation, cellular component: nucleus. Gene Ontology annotation, molecular function: transcription corepressor activity; zinc ion binding; sequence-specific DNA binding. Gene Ontology annotation, biological process: regulation of DNA-templated transcription. NCBI's taxonomy places the organism in Eukaryota, Metazoa, Chordata, Actinopteri, Blenniiformes, Blenniidae. The record is from RefSeq and is a predicted model, not a curated record. The transcript is spliced from 16 exons. The coding region runs from base 207 to 3872 and encodes 1221 amino acids.
AGAGAGAGAGAGAGAGAGAGAGAAAACACGCACAGAGCGAGUCCCUCCACUUACGCCGCCUCCAUUUUGAAUAGCCAUGUAAUAGGGGAUUCGCAUACUUGGUGUGUGUGUGUGCGCGCGUGCGUGCGCGCGCGGGUGUGUGUGUGUGUGUGUAUCGCCCACUGCGCUGCGUAGUGUCAACAAGCCACAUCCAAACAUCCCUCGACAUGGACGACCUGUUCAGCCCGCGGAGGAGCUUGAACAGCACCCAGGGCGAGAUCAGAGUGGGGCCGAGUCAUCAGGCGAAGCUUCCCGAGCUGCAGCCACGGCCUCCACCUGCUUCACAGACGCAGACGGAGAGCGAGGAGCUCAUGUGGACGCCCGGGGUCAAUGACUGUGACCUCCUCAUGUACCUGAGAGCCGCCAGGAGCAUGGCAGCGUUUGCAGGUAUGUGCGACGGCGGCUCCACGGAGGAUGGAUGUUUGGCAGCGUCCCGUGACGAUACCACCCUCAACGCUCUCAACAUGCUCCACGCGAGUCACUACGAUGCUGCAAAAGCUCUCCAGCGUCUGGUGAAAAAGCCUCUCCCGAAACUUAUUGAAAAAUGUUGGUCGGAGGAUGAUGUGAAACGCUUCAUCAAAGGACUGAGACAAUAUGGAAAGAAUUUCUUCCGCAUUCGAAAAGAUUUCCUCCCAAGCAAGAAGACUGGAGAGCUGAUCACGUUUUACUACCACUGGAAGAAAACUCCAGAGGCUGCUGGCACGAGAGCUUACCGGCAGCAGCGCCGGCAGCCGUCAUCUCGGAAAGCAAAGACUCGAUCUGCGGCCGCUCCCGUAAACCCGCCUUCUCGAAAUUAUUCAGUGGACGCCAGCUCUGCCAGCGAGGAUGACCUCGACAGUGAAGACAGCGAGCAGGACGUAAAGAGCUGCAGCCACUGCGGGACAACAAAUUCAAAAGAUUGGCACCAGGGCGGACGGCACAACCCUCUGCUGUGCACAACGUGUCGCACGUAUGAAAACAAGCAUGGAUGUCUUCCGCCCGCUUCCAAAUCUGCAAGCGGUUCGUUCAUGUUUAAACCCGUUAAAGCAGAAGAAGAGGUGAACAGCAAGCACGGCAUGAGGACACGGCGCAGCAGAGCACCUCAGUUGUCGUCUUUAAGAAGUGGCCACAGGAGACUCACAGGCUCCCCGACCAGUGAGGAUCGGCAGUCCAGCAACCCGUCUCCCAGCGGACCCAUCUCAAGUUCUUUGAGAUCGUCAUCUGUGGAUAGUAAGAACGACUCCACGAAGAAAACGAACAAGGACAAGGUAAGCCGGAAGAUAAAAGAAGAGGUGACGUUGCCAAAGACAUCGAAACGUGUUCGGGAGACUCCUGCUCAGGAACCUGACGAGCCUGAAAAGGUUACACCUAAAAGGCCAAAGACCCAGGAUCCACAGGGCUCCCGGUCAGAGGGAGAGGCGGAGGUGGAGGAGGAAAGCUCUUCAGAAAGCCGCAGCGCUCAAGACGAUGGCAGCAGCGACACCAAAGACAUCGAUCAGGACAACCGCAGCUCGUCUCCCAGCAUUCCCAGCCCUCAGCAGGGCAACGAGAGCGACUCGGACUCAUCGGCCCAGCCGAACGGCGUCCCUUCGGAGCCCGCUGCCCCCGCGGCGGUGUCGGCCGACACGCCGGUCCCACAGGCCUCCGCUCCUGCUGCCCCCGUUCCCCCUCAGCCAGUACAAAGCAUGCCGGCCGCCGAUCCCGCGCAGAGUACCCCUCCUUCCUCUCCAGACGUCCCUCAACCGGCUGCCGCUCAGUCAGCCGCCGCAUCGGCUCCGAGCGGCCAAGCGCAGCCCGUCUCUCACUCGCUGCCCGGCCCCCCCCCUCCUCCGCUCCCCUCGGCCCUGGGUCCGGAUUCCUCCCUUUCCCCGGCGUUUCAGGUCCCUCCUGCGCUCAGCGCCGCACAGCCCCUGCAGCCACAUGGCCCCCCGACUCAGGCCCCGCAGCGUCCCUCACCCCUGUUCCGGGAGGCACCGCUCCCACAGCCUCCUCUGUCGGGCCCCCAGAUCAAGCCCCCUCCCACCACCCCCAUCCCACCCUCCCACAAACAGCUGCCGCACCAACCCGCUGCACCUUUCCCCCAGAUGCCUGCAAACCUGCCCCCUCCUCCUGCUCUGAAGCCACUCAACUCCCUGCCCAACCAGCACCCCCCGGGCGCCCCCCCUCCCCCGCUGCAGCUCAUGCCGCAUCCCCUGCCAGGGCAGGCCCUCCCCGCUCAGCUUCCAGUGAUCUCUCAGGUGCAGACACAUCCCGGAAAAAGCAUGACCUCCUCCCACCCUCCCGCCGCUUUAGCGCCCUCCGCCAUGGGCCCCGUCCCGAGCCUGCAGUCGUCCUUCCCGCCGCUCCCUCUCAGACCCUCGCCCGGCGGCUCGGCGACGGGGUCACAGAUUCAGAUCAAAGAAGAGCCGGUGGAUGAGGUGGAGGAGCCGCAGAGCCCCCCCUCUCCACCCCGGAGCCCGUCUCCAGAGCCCACCGUCGUCAACAUCGCGAGUCACGCCAGCCAGUCUGCGCGGUUUAUCAAACAUUUGGAUCGUGGUUACAACUCGUGCGCGAGGACGGACCUUUUCUUCACUCCUCUGUCGUCCUCCAAGCUGGCCAAGAAGAGGGAGGAGGCUGUGGAGAAGUCGAGAAGGGAGGCCGAGCUCAGCGCCCGACAAGAGCGCGAGCGCGAAAAAGACCGGGAGCGAGAGCGCGAACGGGAGGCGGACAGAAACGCCGUGAGUGCAACAUGUUUUUUUCCUUCUAAUUCCCAACCUCUGCAUGGUAAUCCGUGUCGCCUCACACCCCGUCUGUGCUUCCAGAGAGCCUCCACCUCCUCCCACGACAGUCGCAUGAGUGAAGUGCAGAUGGCGGCUCAAGGCCACGGGCGCCCCUCCUUCGAGCAGCCGCCCACGACGGUCGCCGCCGUGCCGCCCUACAUCGGGCCCGACACGCCCGCCCUGCGAACCCUGAGCGAAUACGCCCGGCCCCACGUCAUGUCGCCCACCAACCGCAACCACCCGUUCUACGUGUCCCUGAGCCCCGGCGACCCGCUGCUGGCGUACCACAUGCCCGGCCUGUACGCCGCCGAGCCCAGCCUGAGGGAGCGCGAGCUGAGGAACCUCCGCGAGCGGGAGCUCCGCGAAAGAAUGAAGCCGGGCUUCGAGGUCAAACCUCCGGACCUGGAGACCCUGCACCCUUCGGCCAAUCCCAUGGAGCACUUCGCCCGACACGGGGCGUUGGGUCUUCCCCACAUACCCGGGCCCCCCCACCCCUUCGCGCCCUUCCACCCGGGGCUGAACCACCUGGAGCGGGAGAGGAUGGCGCUGGCGGGACCUCAGCUGCGCCCGGAGCUGAGCUACGCCGAGCGCCUCACCGCGGAGCGGCUGCACGCCGAGAGGAUGGCCUCCGUGGCGACCGAUCCCGCCACCAGGCUCCAGAUGCUCAACGUGACGCCGCAUCAUCACCAACACUCUCACAUACACUCCCACCUCCACCUCCACCAGCAGGACCCCCUGGGCCAGGGUUCAAGCCCACAUCCUCUGGUGGACCCCCUCGCCACGGGGCCGCGUCUGGCCCGAUUCCCUUUCCCCGGAGGUCCCAUUCCCAACCCUCUACUCAGCGAACUUCCUCACGAUCAUGAGAUGCUGCGCCAUCCGCUGUUUGGCGCUGCGUAUCCACGAGAGCUACAGGGUCCAAUUCCUCAGAUGUCGGCCGCUCACCAGCUGCAGGCCAUGCACGCCCAGUCCGCAGAGCUGCAGAGGAUGGCGAUGGAGCAGCAGUGGCUGCAUGGGCAUCACCUGCAUGGAGGCCCUCUGCCCAGCCAGGAGGAUUACUACAGCCGCCUGAAGAAAGAAGGUGACAAGCCAUCUUGAUUCCCAGGUGGUGCAUGCCCCGAACCCCCACAGCUAUACUCAAUACUGUGUACUUUUGAAACUGUAAGAAAAUAUUUUGUGUGUCAUUUUAUUUGUUUUAAUAUAUUUUAGAAAAUAAUUGUGGAACUUUAUGUGCAUUCCUUGUUCAGCACUUACCGGGACUGUCGAAGUCCGUCUGAGUUUUUCAUAUCACCUUAAAGAUUUAUACUAGUUUUAUUGUCCGAAUGAGGAGCGGUGCUGCCCGCCGAUGGGAGAUUCAAAGUCAUACGUUUUCUCGAACUGGUUGUUGAGAAGUUUCGUAUUCAGUCUCAUGAAUUUGCUAAAGUACAACUCUUAUAAAGGAUAUGAAAACAGACCGACUUUGGUGUUGAUUUGAAAAUCCCCUCUAAUGAUUUCAGAAAGAUUUCCUUGUACAGAAUGACAUUUAAAUCAGUGUGUGGAUGAUUGUAACGACCUAGCAUGACUCUCAGUCUCCUCUUUCCACUGAACUAGAGUAGCAAGUUGCAUUGUGGUGUUUAGACUUUGGAAGCAUAAUCGAGGUUGGAUCCUAAAUCUGCUAAAUAUUUGAUUAAAUCUUAAAAGUUUUAUAUUUCGGAAUAUCUUUUCACAGUAUAACCGAAGCUUUUAUUCACUCAUUUUUUGAGACUGUAAAUAUUACAUGGUCACAAUAUUCUAUCUGAAUGAAUGCUAUUGAUAUGUCAGUAGGUGUGGACACUUGACCCCCGAUUCAGCAGUAAACAAUAAGCUAAAAACAGCAUAGUAUUAUAAGGAUGGAACAUUAUUAAUUGGACCACGAUGUGUCGCUAAAGACGAAGUUUUAUCCAAAAUGUGUAUUUACGUUGUUUUAAUGAUCUAAUUGAAUAUAAACUCGAUCUAAAAACACUUUAACCAAGAUUUCACAAACUGCCUAAAUUCAGUAUUUAUGUGAUAAUAGUAUGAAAGUGUAUCCAUGGCAUAUUUAUUUCAAUAAAUAUUUCUGCAUUGA